Molecule: messenger RNA, 1002 nt
Organism: Lachancea thermotolerans CBS 6340
Lineage: Eukaryota; Fungi; Ascomycota; Saccharomycetes; Saccharomycetales; Saccharomycetaceae
Gene: PHO13
Product: 4-nitrophenylphosphatase
Exons: 1
Coding region: 1-1002 (333 amino acids)
Molecular function (GO): phosphoglycolate phosphatase activity; alkaline phosphatase activity
Source: RefSeq, a predicted model, not a curated record
AUGAAAACAAAGUAUCUAUUUCAGUCUGCAGACUGUACUAGAUAUCUGCAGAAAAGGGCCAAUACAAUAAAGAAAAUGACUCAAACCAAUAGCCCUGUUAAGGUCAACAGUAAGGAAGUUGCGCAAGAACUUCUAGACCAAUAUGACACCUUUCUGUUUGACUGUGAUGGUGUUUUAUGGUUAGGAUCGCAUUUGUUGCCUCACAUUAACGAAACUCUGGAGAUGCUAUUAUCGCGCGGCAAGAAGCUGUACUUUGUCACCAACAACUCCACCAAAUCCCGGGCUGCCUACACUAAAAAGUUUGCCUCUUAUGGCAUCAAAGUCACUGAAGACCAAAUCUUCACCUCUGGAUACGCGUCCGCGUUGUAUGUUCGCGACACGUUGAAGCUUACCCCCGGAAAAGACAAAGUCUGGGUCUUUGGCGAGGCCGGCAUAACCGAGGAACUGAAACUCAUGGGAAUCGAAUCUUUGGGAUGCAAUGAUCCAAGACUUGAUGAACCCUUUGAUAUCUCUAGUUCGCCCUUUCUCAAGAACGGCCUUGACCCUGAUGUGAAGUGCGUCAUUGCGGGCCUGGACACCAAAAUCAACUACCACCGCUUAGCUGUGACUUUGCAAUACUUGCAGCAGCCUGACGUCAAGUUUGUCGCCACCAACAUCGACUCCACAUACCCCAGCAAGGGCCACAUUUUGCCUGGUGCGGGCUCCAUGAUUGAAUGCGUGGCUUUCUCCUCGGGGAGGGAACCUGCGGCAUGUGGAAAACCCAACCCUAACAUGCUAAAUGCUAUUGUCAGCUCGAAGAAGAUAGAUAGAUCCAAGUGCUGCAUGGUCGGUGACAGGCUCAACACUGAUAUGAGAUUUGGCAUCGAAGGGAAGCUGGGGGGCACUUUAUUGGUUUUGACUGGUAUCGAGACUGAGGAGAAGGCUUUAGACUCGACCGGUGACCAUCCUUUACCAAAGUACUACGCUGAGAAGCUGGGAGACCUAUAUGAACUGACCAAAUAG